This is a messenger RNA of Homarus americanus (American lobster), 1483 nucleotides long. RefSeq lists its product as uncharacterized. NCBI's taxonomy places the organism in Eukaryota, Metazoa, Arthropoda, Malacostraca, Decapoda, Nephropidae. The transcript has 9 exons. The record is from RefSeq and is a predicted model, not a curated record. Bases 137 to 1141 code for a protein of 334 amino acids. Gene Ontology annotation, molecular function: protein binding.
AAUCAUACGCGACUUUGACUAGGUUCGACACUAAUGGCUGCCUACUGAUAGGAGUUCAGUUUUAGUCCAGCGGCCAUCAGAGGGAGACGUUAGCACAGACUGUCUCAUAAGUCGAUCAACCUCAUCCUAGAUCAUCAUGUCUCUUACUGUUGUGUUGAGGGCCUCGCUGUGGUUGAUGCUGUGUUGCCUUUGGGCCGCCGAAGCGACGUGUCCCGAGGCAGACCAGAUCCACUGCGCUUCGUCGGAGAGAUGCACUAGGAUUAGGUACAUUUGUGAUAACGACAACGACUGCGGCGACGGUAGUGAUGAGGAUCCUUCCAUUUGUGAGGUAUGGAAGAACACUGACUGUGUUCUAAGCAGGGCACUAUGUAAGACGGGUUCCAUAUCUAGCUGUGUCUCCACCAACAAACUACUGCAGAAGUCAUCCCUGUGUGAGGGCUCCUUGGACCCCCGUAUCUGUCAGAUGUUACGUAACGAGAAGCUCCAGGCUCUCUACGCCAUCCAGCUGACUACUCCAACCCCAGAGCCUACAGUACCCGCGAUAACUGACCCAUCCAUCCACAUGAAGAACGAAAACUGGUCAGACGAAUUCUUGUUCAAGCUAAACAACACCAUCCGUGACGCAGAUUGUCCUUGGCUCUACACCAAAGUGGGGAAACAGUGUCUCUCUGUCUUCUUUCUCGGCUCCAUGGGUUGGAUGGAGGCCAGAACCUUCUGUAAAAUCAUCGGAGGUGACUUGUUCUCCUUGAAGGAUGACCUGAACGUCUUCUCCACCGUCCUACAUCACCUAAGACGCCAUCUGGUGACGGCGGACUUCUGGGUGGGCGGAGGCUACGUCAAUGACACUCUGGGCUGGACCUGGCUCGACAACUCCCCUAUGUAUCUUGGUUCUCCCUUAUGGGCCGUCAGACAUCAAGAGCCAUGCGUGAAGAGUACCACCAACUACACCUUCCUCAACAGCACGAUGGCGGCUAACGAUAGCGAGUGUUACAAAUACGUCCAGGCCCCUACGUCACCUCCCGUGGGUCACUGUGCCUCCCUCUCCUACGAACACUACCAUUACCUCACCGACGAGGAUUGUUUCGCCAAGAAGAGUCCUCUAUGUGUGAUGCCCAACGAACACCCCAAGCAAGCAUUGUAGUGGGUCGGACCUCGCACUCCUUCCCGGGAACUGUCAGCGGUCUUUUUUUUUUCUAGCUCUUUUCUGCUAUACACAACCUUCUGAAACUUCUAACUCAGUUGUAACCUAACCUAACCACUCUGGCAUUAGCUCGUAGGGGAAAACUAACUAGAACGCAGAAUGGAAAAUUUUAGCAGAAAGGAGCCAGAAUGAAGAGAUGUCGGCCAACAGAAAAAAAAAAAAUAUUCUCAUGAUUUUUGUGUAUUGGUUGAAUAAUCUUGUCACUUGGUGGUCAGUGUUUGUGUAUCGGCGUAAACAAACAUCAAUAGAAAGAUUCCUCCUAAUAAUAUUAGUAAUUAAUAA